Eucalyptus grandis is the source of this 3135-nucleotide messenger RNA. RefSeq names its product receptor kinase-like protein Xa21. The record is from RefSeq and is a predicted model, not a curated record. Gene Ontology annotation, biological process: protein phosphorylation. Lineage: Eukaryota; Viridiplantae; Streptophyta; Magnoliopsida; Myrtales; Myrtaceae. The transcript has 5 exons. Bases 1 to 3135 code for a protein of 1044 amino acids. Gene Ontology annotation, molecular function: protein kinase activity; protein binding; ATP binding.
AUGGGGAAACAACUAUUUCUUAUUCUCAACUUUGUUCUCUUGUGGUGGUGGAGCUCAAUCACAAUCUCCGGAUCAUACUCGCAAAACCAAACAGAUCGGCUUGCGUUAGCCUCCUUCAAAAAUGCAAUACAUGAAGACCCGUUCGGAGUCUUGAGCUCUUGGAAUGAUUCUACCCAUCAUUGUGAGUGGCAAGGUGUUUUCUGCAGCAAAAGGCAUCCUGGGAGGGUCACGUCCCUAGUCCUAAGAUCACAAGGCUUGGAAGGCUUCCUAUCUGCUCAUAUAGGUAACCUCUCUUUCCUAAGGGUCAUGGUUUUACAGAACAACAGCUUCCAUGGCGAAAUCCAACCACAGAUUGGCAACUUGUUUCAGCUCCGUAAUCUCGAUCUUAGUAACAACUCAUUUCGUGGGCCAAUACCCUCCAAUCUUUCCCACCGCUUGAACCUUGAGAUCCUGAAUCUCAUAGAUAACCAACUUGUGUGGGGAAUUCAUUUCGAUCUUGGUUCUUUAACAAGACUUAAACAAUUGCUCUUGUCUAAGAACAGUCUUGUAGGUCCUAUUCCUCGUUGGAUUGGAAACCUCUCGCAGCUACAAGAGCUCUCCUUGGCAGAAAAUGAGUUGAGCGGAGAAAUACCCAAGGAAUUGUCCAGACUCAAGAGAUUGAUACUUUUCCAACUACGUUCCAACAAACUAACCGGUGAGGUUCCAACAGGGAUUUUAAACGUCUCUGACCUUCAUGUAUUCAGUGUUAGUCAUAACCAGUUGUGGGGAAUUUUUCUCAAUGAUGUCGGCACCGCUUCUCCUUCUCUCUACUUCCUUGGCGCCAGCUAUAACUUGUUCACCGGGAUGAUUCCGUCAACGUUAACGAAUGCCACAGGUCUUAAGAAUCUUAUACUUUUGAACAACAAUUUCCAUGGGCCAAUACCAAAAAAUCUGGGAAGUCUAAAGGGCCUUUAUGUGAUUGCAUUGGGUUUAAACCAGUUGCAGGAUGACUUGAGUUUUAUUUCUUCUUUAGCUAAUUGUUCCAACUUAAAAACUCUCGGGGUGGAAUGGAACUUAAUUCACGGAUCAUUGCCGAGAUCCUUCUCCAAUCUCUCCACAAUUAAGCGGAUAUCUAUGUCAGGCAAUCAUAUCAAAGGAUCUCUUCCUUUAGCCCUUGGAAAUCUCUUCAACUUGUCUUUCUUGGGUUUAAUUGAUAAUUUUCUAACUGAUUGUAUUCCUCAUUCCAUCGGAGCACUUUCCAACUUGCAGCAACUUCAUUUGAGCAGGAACAUGUUUACUGGAGAGAUACCAUCUUCGAUUGGUAACAUUACGUCAUUAGGUCUCCUUGACCUUUCCUCCAACAUUUUCCAAGGCUACAUACCGCAAAGUCUCGGCAACUGUAAGCAACUAAUUGAGCUUGAUUUUUCGAAUAAUAACCUAAUUGGCUCAGUUCCUGCCGAAAUCGUGGGCCUUUCUUCCUUGUCGAUCGCGUUGAGUUUAGCAAAUAAUAAUUUAAGUGGAUCUCUUCCAUUGCAAGUUGGAUCUUUAAAGAACCUUGGCAAAUUAGAUCUGUCUUACAAUAGACUGACCGGGUUAAUCCCGGCAUCCAUCAGCGAGUGCUUGGUAUUGGAGCGACUUCACUUAGAAGCUAAUUCUUUUCAUGGUCAAAUCCCCGAAGCUUUACGUCCAUUACGAGGUCUAAAAGAGCUGGACCUUUCCAAUAAUAAUUUUUCUGGUCCAAUCCCAAGCUUUCUCGCAGAGCUCCCACUACUCGAGUACUUGAAUUUGUCCUUCAAUCAACUAGAAGGACAAGUUCUAGAGCGUGGAGUUUUUCUUAAUGCAAGUUCUGUAUCGAUUUAUGGAAAUACAAAACUCUGUGGAGGUGUUCCCAGUCUGAAGCUACCUCUUUGCAAAUCAUCAAGCUCUAAGAAGUCUUCUUCAACCAAGGCUAGGGUAAUAUAUUGGGUUGCUGGCACUUUGUUAUGUUUAGCUUUGUUGCUCCUAUGUCUGGCUAUCUUUUACCACAAAAAGAAGCAGACGACAACCAUUGCCUCCACUUCAUUAUCUUUUGAGAACCAAUUCUUGAGGAUUUCUUAUGAAGAACUCCUGAGAGCGACUAAUAGAUUCUCCGAGACCAAUUCGAUUGGUAAAGGGAGAUAUGGCACAGUUUUUAAGGGGAUUCUUGAUGGCGGUGCCACGGUGGCAAUAAAGGUGCUCAAUCUAAUGCAAAGAGUGCAAAGGUUAAACAUCGCCAUCGACAUAGCUACUGCGAUCAAAUAUCUCCACAAGGGUUGUUAUCCAGCAAUCGUUCAUGGAGAUUUGAAGCCAAGUAAUGUGCUUUUGGACAAUGACAUGGUGGCUCGAGUUGGAGAUUUUGGGCUUGCAAAGAUCAUUUCAACAGUGUGUGUUGAAGCCACAGGAGUUCAGGACCAAUGUAGUUCAACUUCAACCGCAGUCAAAGGAUCCAUUGGCUAUGUGCCUCCUGAGUAUGGCAUGGGACACAAGGUUUCCACACUUGGGGAUGCAUAUAGUUACGGCAUUCUAUUAUUGGAGAUAUUCACUGGAAAAAGACCCACCGAAGAGGCCUUUGGGCACCAUCUUAACCUCCACAACUUCGUCCGAACGGCUCUUCCGGAUCGGGCAAUGGACAUCGUAGACUUAAGCCUUUUGAGUGAAGCUGGUGAUCGACAACAGGAGAUCAAGAUCAGAGAUUGCAUUUUCUCCAUAUUCGAAGUUGGAGUCGCAUGUUCGAUGGAAUCACCGCCGGAUCGGAUGGAUAUGACUGAGGCGAUCAGGAAAUUACACUUGAUCAAGCAGAAGAUCACGGGCGUGGACCGCAAGUGUGUCCCACCCUCCUUUUUCUUAAUAUACACCUUCCUCGUCAUUAACCUCAUCACCGUCGCCACUGCUGUCACCGCCGUCGCCGCCUUAGGAGGGCCACACCCCGAGGAGGCUGCUCUCGCCAAUGACGAUGCCGCUGGCAGCCUCCGCGGCUCGAAUGCCAAGACCAACUUCCUCCUCCUCCUCCCUCCGCUGCCUCCGCCCUCUCCCUCGCCCUCAAAUGACACAAGCCUCGCGUGGUUGUGGGGUGGGCUCCAUAAGGAGGGAAAAGAUGGGGAGGAGAAGAGAGAGCGGUGUUGGGAUUUUGAGGAGUGA